UAAUCAGUUUCUGACUUGGGAGAAAAAUAGGUGCCAAUAAUCGGUACUCCCAUACUCUGAGCAUGAUUAACAGUUUCUCCCCUUCUCUAGUAUGUAUUCCCUCAGCAGAUGCUGUGGACAGAGAUGCCUUGAUCAGGGACGGCAGGAAACUGAAAAGUAAACCUCAGAUACCCGAUUGACCAGCUUGGCCAACAAUUUGAGCAUCCGAACUCAGACUGGACAAUUACUGCAAAAAUCUGCCCCGCGCGAAUAGGGACAGAAUUUAUCGAGCUUCUUCGUGGCUGAUCCACAACUAUUCAGACUGGACAAUUACUGCAAAAAUCUGCCCCGCGCGAAUAGGGACAGAAUUUAUUGAGCUUCUUCGUGGCUGAUCCGCAACUAUUCGGGUGCUGAUAUUUUUUUUCUCCUUGUCUCGUGUCUUCCCCUUUUGCCCAAUAGUUUACUGCUAAGACGAACAGGAGAGAUGCUUGACCGAAGAAAUGGACUGCUCCUCGCUAUUUUCUUCUCUACUUCCAACAAUGAAGCCUCGUUCAACAGUGACAGUAGGAAACCUCAGGUUGACCAGUCAUUGCAGAAAACCUGCCGUGCUCUACAAGGACAAGGACAAAAUCUAUCAACUUUUUCAACAACCCAUUUCAUGGGUUAGAAUGCAGUGGUAGUGGCUUGGCUUUCAACUCGUACCAUUGUCUGUGCCACAUUUGAUGCUCAUCCUUGCGUUGACCGACUUUUUGAGUCUCCAGGUCCAGCUGGAGUUUCAAGAACCAAUCAUGCCAUAUAUAGUCAUGCACUGGUUCACCUGUCCAGAGGUGAGAAAAAUCAUCUGGAUUCUGGACAGCUUUCCGUGAGUUAAAUUCACAUUAGAUCAGAGGGGAUUAGGCAGCCUUUUCUUACCUUCAUUUGUGGAAAAAGCAUAUAUCUUCUAGUUUUUAUUUAUUUUGCUCCUCCUCUGAAAAGGACUAGUUUCUUGGAUCCUGAGUCACUUCUUGCUGCUCACUAAAACUUGGUGUACUGAAAGUAUGUUCAACUCAAAAUUUAAGAUCAGAAACCUUACUGGUUAAUUUAAUUUGUACACAAGUGGUUCCAAUAUGGGGGGAGAAUGAAUAAAAACGAGAAUCAGUUUGAGAGGAAUAAAUUACAUUCAUUUGCUGAUGUACUAUACUUGUUUAAAACUUGGUUUUCUAUUUUCCAUGCCAUCAAAACAAACGAUAGCUACUGUGCCUGAUUAAGAUAGAUCAGAGAUGAUGUGACCCUAAAGGGCCAAGUCCCCAUUAGCCCUUGGAUACUUGUGCAACAUAACUUUGCCGUGUCCGCUCCAACUUCAGUUUUGCACCGGUCAAGAAAAUGUCUGUCUGGUCUUUUUCAGUGCUCAGAGACUAUAAAACAGGAAGAGCGCAAUUAGUUUCUGAAGUAAAUCGAACCCUUCUUCUACUCCUGUGUUGGUACUACGUUCAUUCCCUGUACUUCCACAAUACAAGCAUCAAUUUGUGUCACGUUUCAGAAGGUACACACUCUUGCACUGCUAGACAUGAGUUCCUUUGAUGCCCUGCUUUCUCUUCUCCUACUUGCAAUUGCCUCUACCGGGUCCACAAUUGUGCAAGCUUCUGGCAUCGUAAGAAGCCAAGGGGGUGUUAGGACUCAAGCAUCCACGACCACACUUAAAGGUUGUCAGACAAGCUGUGGCAAUCUUAGCUUCGGUUACCCCUUCGGCAUGGGCUCGGGCUGCUUCCGGGAUCAUGAUUUCAACCUUAUGUGCAACGGCACCAAGCAGCUCCCCAGGCUCUUCCUUCUUGAUGGCACCACAGAGGUUGUUAACAAUAUUGAUGUUAUCGAUCAUGAGUCUUUCUAUAACUAUGUUAAGUAUUUCAGUGUUCGGUUCUCCCAUAUAAUUACCAUGAGACCUGGAGUCGAUAAUUAUAGCAUGUCCUGGAAAGCUCCUGGGAGAUCUUUUGGCCUUGAAUAUGCCCAACUAAACAUCACUGGUUGUGACUUGGACAUUUACAUGGUCAAUCAAUACAUUGAUUACACCAAGCCAUUAUGCAACAUGACUUGCCCCAACAAAGAAAUUACGGACAGCAUGGCUAGGAAUAAUUGCAAUGGUACAGGCUGUUGUUCUAUCUUUAUUGAGAUGUACACCCAUGAGUUUGAGUUAAAAUUUGUCCGACAUCCGAAAUCCAAGCUUGAGGCGUUCUCUGACAAGAGCUCACUGUGGGAUAAAAUAAAUAUAACCACUAAUGAAGCCAGAAUUUCAUGGAGCAUCAUGGAUCAGCCUAGCUGCGCCAGCGCAGCGGAGAAUAAGUCAAGCUAUGCUUGUAUCAGCAGGAACAGCAGGUGCGAUGACUCCUAUACGCGAAUGAAUUUUGGGUACCUAUGCUGGUGCAGUGCUGGGUAUGGUGGCAACCCUUACAUUCUCGAUGGCUGUUCACGUGACAAAGGUUAUAGUCCAGCACUGCAGGGAGUAAAUUGUUCACGUUUAUGUGGAAAUAUCAGCGUUCCAUUUCCAUUCGGUCUGGAAGAAGGUUGUUUCGGGAGGAAAGAAUUUUACCUCAACUGCACAAACAUGACGUCCUCUAUCCUCCUUUUCGAAAAAUAUUAUCAAGUAACAUCCAUUGAUGUCGAGAAUGGGACCAUCAAAUACAUCUUACCUUUUGAAGAGGCAGGAUCCAUUGAUGACUUUCUAACCGAUGAAGCUAGUCUUUUUGUUAACUCGGGGGAAUCUGUCUCCUUGCAAUGGGCUGUUGCUAAUCUAACCUGUCAGGAAGCACAGAGAAAUAACUCUGGAUAUGCAUGCGUGAGCAACCACAGCAUGUGUGUGAUAGUCAACUCUACCAACGGUUAUAUUGGGUACCGCUGCAUAUGCUCCCAUGGGUUUGUAGGGAAUCCAUACAUUCAAAAUGGCUGCACAGAUGUUAAUGAGUGCAUUGUCCACCCUAAUAUUUGUAACGGGACCUGUCAUAACAUCAUAGGAAGCUAUGAAUGUACUGAGUGCCCACGCAAAACAGAGUAUGAUCCAGUAAAAAUGAAGUGUACAUCAGUUAAACAACAAAGCCUCCUGUUAGGUGUUAUGAUUGGGCUUAGCAGCGGUUGUGGCAUUCUACUUAUCGGAAUAUGUGGAAUAAUUUUCAUCCGUCGAUGGAAAAGAGAUGUCCAGAAGAAACUACGAAAAAGAUAUUUUCAGAAAAAUAAAGGCCUUCUCUUGGAACAACUGUUAUCAUCUGAUGAAAAUGCAAGUGACAAAACAAAGAUUUUCACUUUGGAAGAGCUAGAAAAGGCAACAAACAAUUUUGAUCCUACACGAAUCCUUGGCCGUGGAGGGCAUGGCAUGGUGUACAAAGGCAUAUUAUCAGAUCAACGUGUUGUUGCAAUUAAAAGGUCUAAGGUGAUUGAGGACGAUGAGAUCAGCCAAUUCAUUAAUGAGGUUGCAAUUCUCUCUCAAAUAAAUCAUCGGAAUAUUGUAAAGCUCUUUGGGUGUUGUCUAGAAACUGAGGUUCCACUACUGGUGUAUGAUUUUGUUCCCAAUGGUUCAUUAUUUGGCAUUCUACAUUCUGGUUCAGAUAAUAGUUUCUCUCUGUCAUGGGAUGACAGCCUAAGAAUUGCUGCAGAAGCUGCAGGAGCUCUCUAUUAUCUCCACUCGGCAGCUUCAGUAUCAGUCUUCCAUCGUGACGUCAAGUCCUCCAAUAUACUGCUUGAUUCAAACUAUACUGCAAAAGUUUCAGACUUUGGUGCUUCUAGAUUGGUUCCUAUCAAUCAAACUCAUGUUGUUACAAAUGUCCAAGGCACGUUUGGGUAUUUAGAUCCAGAGUAUUACCAUACUGGGCAGCUAAAUGACAAGAGCGACGUAUAUAGUUUUGGUGUGGUACUUGUGGAACUACUUCUAAGAAGGGAACCUAUUUUUACAAAUGAGACAGGGUCAAAGCAAAACUUAUCAAAUUACUUUCUUUGGGAACUAAAAGCAAAGCCAGUAAAAGAGAUAGUAGCUACUCAAGUUUGCGAGGAAGCAACUGAGGAAGAGAUUAAAAGUGUUGCCUCUCUUGCGGAAAUGUGCUUAAGACUCAACAGUGGAGAGAGACCUACAAUGAAGCAAGUCGAGAUGCAUCUGCAGUUCUUGCGAACAAAAAGGUCAACCUCAUGCCAUGUUGUUCAAGAUAAUUCUGAAUCUGAAGAGAUGCAACCAUUGCUAUUUACAAGAGCUGAAUCUAGAUAUGAGACGUUUGAUAUUAGCUUUGGUCAAAGUUCUAGUUCACAGUCUCGCUACAGCGAAAGAUUUAAUAGCUCGGAGCACGACUUUGGAUCAUCUUUUGGGGUAUCACGGUAAGGUUCUCUUUGAGUAUCAGAAUUCCACAAGAACUUUAGAGGAAAAGGAGGCUUUAUGAGAGAGUGGAUGUCUCUUUUCCUACGAGAGCUAUCAAAAUACUGCAUUGCACUCAGGCAUGUGCUGGAUCAUCUUGUCGAGGCCCACCUUAACAUCCCCAAGAUGAUGACGAUGCUCUAGAAUUUCUUAUUUUCUGCACUAUGUAUGUAGUACUUGUUUCCCUUCAAAUUAGAAUUACUCUUAUCUAUUAUUUCUACUUGGAUUCCAUAUGUACAAAAGUUCAGAGAACAGAAGAAGCGCACUAUCUACUCCUUGACAGACUUUUCAGAUUCGGAAAUUAUCUGGUGCAACCAUAUAUCUUGGCAAAUGAACAAGUUGCAGGCAUCUAAACUGGCACUAGGUUCCUCUAGCCCGUGAAAUAUUGCCCAAGUGGGAUAGUACACAUGUUUAUUUGUUAGCAAUUCGUUAUUAGGCUAUUGGAGGCCAAUAAUCAGAGAGGACCGUACCUAUAUCCGAGCCACGAAGAGAAGGGAAGCCGCACGCCCAUGGGCCAUGGCCACACCAUACCCUACGGUUGCAACCCAUGAACAGCGGCGGCAAUGAGUAACCGGCCACCUUCAUGAAUAGCUAAUCUGAAAAUUUUGCCACCAGAUAAUGAUAAACCAAGAGAUUAAGUAAGUUGGAAGCAACUAUGCAUAUUCGAAGAUGACCUACCAACCAAAAUGGGGAACAACCCGCCUCGGCCACGCGGCGACCCAGAUACAGGAAUGAAAGUUCUUUCCAGCCAAAGAGAGAAGCGUACGAGGGACCGAGAGCCCUUGCACUGAAGAUGAAGGAAAAAUAGGCGAUAUCAUCCUUGAAGUUUUGCUCUCGGGUCUGUUAGAAGUUGAAUCAACCAGAGAUGUUUAAGUUAGAGAUAGAUUAGGAGAUAGAGUCCUGGACUUGCUCGUCAAGCUUUGUAACAACCUGUUGUAAUCUUGUAGACCUUUGGCCCUAUAUUAACAUGCAACCGUGAAGGCCAA
Molecule: messenger RNA, 5331 nt
Organism: Panicum hallii
Lineage: Eukaryota; Viridiplantae; Streptophyta; Magnoliopsida; Poales; Poaceae
Product: wall-associated receptor kinase 3-like
Exons: 6
Coding region: 1526-4312 (928 amino acids)
Biological process (GO): cell surface receptor signaling pathway; protein phosphorylation
Cellular component (GO): plasma membrane
Molecular function (GO): calcium ion binding; polysaccharide binding; protein serine/threonine kinase activity
Source: RefSeq, a predicted model, not a curated record